Molecule: messenger RNA, 2926 nt
Organism: Papilio machaon (common yellow swallowtail)
Lineage: Eukaryota; Metazoa; Arthropoda; Insecta; Lepidoptera; Papilionidae
Gene: GCS1
Product: mannosyl-oligosaccharide glucosidase
Exons: 16
Coding region: 116-2527 (803 amino acids)
Biological process (GO): protein N-linked glycosylation; oligosaccharide metabolic process
Cellular component (GO): endoplasmic reticulum membrane
Molecular function (GO): Glc3Man9GlcNAc2 oligosaccharide glucosidase activity
Source: RefSeq, a predicted model, not a curated record
UUUUUUGCCAAAUUGCGAAGUGUAAAUGCCGCUUCCCAUUUUAUAGAUUUUAUUUAUAAAUUAAAUGAAUAAUUAUUAAUAUUUAAUUAACUGUACAGUCACAUAUCAAAAGAGGAUGGUACGACACAGAAAAGUUGGUAAUUCGCAACAUAAACAUGGAAAUAAUAAUGAUACAGGUAGCAGUAUGGGAAGCGGUGAAAACUCAAAUUGGUUUCGUUUAUCAUCUUUUUGGAAGACUGGUAUCGGAUUCUGUUGCCUUGCGUUCGCGAUUUAUGUUAGUGUUUUAGGUUAUCUAGAAACCCGCGUAAACACGCCUCUUGAUGAGGAAAAGGCAGUUUUAGAGACUGGUUUAUCAGUACCAGAACGCUACUGGGGUACAUAUAGACCAGGAGUAUACUUUGGUUUUAAAAGCAGAGAACCACGUUCACCUGUAUUUGGUUUAAUGUGGUAUGAAAUUGGUGACACACAUAAAGGGAUCAGACAUUGGUGUGAUCAGAAUGAUAAUUUGAUGUCAUACGGCUGGUUAAGACAUGACGGGUUGUCAUUCGGAGAGCAAUUGAUAAUGGAUAAACCCCUUAAUAUUGUGACAUCGUUUAUAAAGACCCCAGGUGGGGAGAAUGGGGGACAUUGGACUGCUAGGAUUAAUGUUACGUCAAAACAUAACACGAAGACAGUCCUUGGUUUGGUGUGGUAUGGAGCCUUAGAUGAAUCUCUGGGGCCUGCAGCCCCACAUUCCCGUCUAUGGAUGGAAAAUGGAGCAAUGCUGGGACAUACUCCACAGUUACAUAAUUUUAGACUUAAUUUUUUACAUGAAGGUAAACUCUACCACACAUCAUAUUCAGAAGCAAUAGCACCAGGGCUACAUGUCUUGAAGGAGAAAUUUUAUUCAUUACUCAAACCAAGUAAAGAAAGGUAUGGAUCAAUUGGACAGCUACCAAUAUUGCAACGGGACCCAAAAUUAAAUGAUCAGGACGUUUACGCGAAUUUUGUUCCUGUUCAAAUGAUAGUUGAGACACCAUUUUACUUGGACGUUGUUUACACUACAGAAGAUCUGCCUACCCCACCAAUGAAAGGGGUUGAAUAUACAAAUGAAAUGGAAAUGAACAGGAUGAGAUUUGACUUCGAGUUUGAUAAAAAAUUCAAACUGGAGGAAAAGUAUGCAGAACUGGACGUGAUCAUAGCUAGAGCGGCGUUUUCCAACAUGAUUGGUGGAAUCGGGUAUUUCUAUGGGGCGGGCAGAGUUAAAUCUCCGCAUACGAGUGAGCCGGUGCCCUACUGGAGGGCGCCGUUGUAUACCGCGGUACCAAGCAGGUCGUUCUUCCCCCGCGGCUUUCUGUGGGACGAGGGCUUUCAUGGUCUCCUAAUAGGUCGCUGGUCUCCUGAGAUACAGAUGGACAUCGCGGCACAUUGGUUGGACCUCAUUAAUGUUGAAGGAUGGAUACCGCGCGAACAGAUACUGGGUGUGGAAGCGAUUGCCCGUGUGCCCAAAGAGUUUAUAGUACAAAGCAACGCGGCCGCCAAUCCGCCAAUGCUGCUUGUGCAGCUGGCGCAGCUGGUGCGCAAUAACCCGCAGCUGUUCGAACCCGGACAGAAGCUGCGCGGGACUCUAGAUCGAAUGUUCCCUAGACUACAGGCAUGGUACCAAUGGUUUCAAACUACACAGAAAGGAGAGGAACCCACCGCAUACAGGUGGAGGGGCAGAGAAGAUGACGGACUCCAACUCAAUCCUAAAACUUUGACAUCCGGACUUGAUGAUUAUCCUCGGGCAUCACACCCAUCAGAUAUUGAAAGGCAUGUCGACCUUCGUUGUUGGAUGUACGCUGCAGCGGACGCAAUGGCGACUAUCGCUUCUCAUCUGCAUAGAGAUACCACGAAAUUCGAAGCUACAAGAGAUCAGCUGGGAGAUGAGGAACUUCUAAAUGAACUCCACUGGUCGUCGAGCACUCAGACAUACGCUGACUAUGGUCUUCAUACGGACGGCGUGAGGUUGGUCAGGCAACCAGCUAAAUCCCCAAAUGAGCAAUCAAGAGUGGUCCGAAGUGUGUCAGUACCACCACAGCCCAAGCUGGUCACUUCCGCAUUCGGUUAUGUGUCUCUUUUCCCAAUGUUACUGAUGGUGUUAAAACCUGAGAGUCCCAAGUUGGGGAAGAUCCUAGAAGACUUGGACAAGCCUGAACUACUUUGGUCUAAAUAUGGACUUAGGUCCCUGUCAAAGUCAUCGCCACUCUAUAUGAAGAGGAAUACAGAACACGACCCACCUUAUUGGCGAGGUCAAGUUUGGCUCAACAUCAACUAUUUAGCUCUACGCGCGUUGAAACACUAUUCACAAGCAGGAACUUACGCUAAACGCGCCGCAGAUCUGCACAAUCGCCUCAGAGACAAUGUCGUCCGUAACGUGUUAGCAGAAUACAAACGGAAUGGCUACCUAUGGGAGCAAUACUCCGGGGAAGACGGCAAAGGUUCAGGAUGUAAGCCGUUCACAGGAUGGACUGCACUGGUCGUGCUUAUCAUGGCUGGCGAGUAUUGAGUUACACAUACUGCCUUGUUAUGAUAUCCUGGUACUUCAGUUGUCAAUUCCUCGAAACGAAGUUAAAAAAAUCUGAAGUUUUAAAAAAUAUGUCACUUAAAUAUAGUCAGUUUAUAAUCUGACUAGGCAUAUUAUGAAAUGGGCUGGUUUAAAAAUCAGUCAAACUGAACGUCAUUGAAAGCAGGUAUCAUGGGUAGUUUGUAGUUGUGACGUCACGGUACACGCGUCUACGCGCUAAGAAACAAUUAUUUAAGGCUGUGCAAUAUUAUCACAUUUCUGUUUUCCUAGUAGAUUAGUUAUUUAAACUGAAAUAAUUCAUAUCUAUGUGAGGCAGAGCUAUAAAAAAUUCUAUGAGUUGCCUAUUUUUAGUUGACGGAGGAGGGAACACACUGAAAUAGG